Messenger RNA from Meloidogyne enterolobii, 1509 nucleotides. The record is from the annotation of a GenBank genome assembly. NCBI's taxonomy places the organism in Eukaryota, Metazoa, Nematoda, Chromadorea, Rhabditida, Meloidogynidae.
AUGACUACUCAUUUCAAGCCUAUUCAACCCUUACGAGAUGCGAAUGCUGAAGAUGGUUUUAGUGAUGAACAAAAAUACUGGAUGAAACUAGAGGAAGCUGCUGUUUUUGAAGAAUCUUGUUGCAGUUGCGAUUUCAAACCUUCCACUCCUUAUUCAUUGGCUGUAGCUGGGGGGAGCAGAGUUAUUGUAUUCGAUACAGCCACAACAGAGCAGUCUGCGAUUUAUUCUCGUUUUAAAACUUCAAUAUGUUCGAUUAAAUAUAGGCAUGAUGGCGCUUUGUUAGGUGUUUCCACAGAAAAUGGUUUUCUACAAUUUUUUGAUACUCAUAGCGAAAAGCCUCGUAAACAAGGUCUACGUACUCCAAUUCGAACAAUUAAAGCACACAAAAGUCAAAUUCUUUCAUUUCAAUUUGAUGCUAGUGGACAUAAAGUGGCCUCUUUUUCUGAUGAUUGUUACACAAAAUUGUUUGAUUUGGCAACCGAAAAUGCUUCUCCAAUUUGGAAUUGUGGGGCACAUAUGGAUUUUAUUAGAACGGGUGCUUUUGUUCCCAACAAUGAAUUUUUAUUGGCGACAGGAUCUUAUGACAACACAAUUCAUUUAUGGGAUACUAGGCAAGAUGGAAGCAGUUUUGUGCGUGAAUUUAAUUAUGGUUUACCAAUCGAAAAAAUUUUGUUUGUGUCUUCACAAAAUAAUUUGCUUGCUUCAGCUGGUGGAAAUUUAAUAAAAUUUUGGGAUUUAAAUAAUGGCCAGAUUGUCAAGGAAUUGCAACUUCAUAAGAAGACGAUAACUUCCCUCAAUUUAUCAAAAGAUGAGACCUUUUUAAUUAGUGGUUCAGUUGAUCGGCGAGUUAAUAUUGUUAAAUUGGACAAUUUCGAUUUGAUUCAUACUUGGCAUUUGGAUGCACCAAUACAAUCCUUGGCUAUUGACCAUUCAGAUAAUCAUCUUGCUUUUGGGUUAGGAAAUAAUAAUUUGGCUAUUUGGAGUCGAAAGGAAGAAGAAAAAGUUGAAAAAAUUAAAAAGUCAAAAUCUGGAAAACGUAAAAGGAAACGAAAUGAAUCAAAAGAAGUUUUACAAGAAACAAUUACUACUAAUGAUGUUGAUUUACCUGAAAAUAUUGAAGAAGAAGAACCAGAAGAAAGGCCUAAAGGAUUAAUUAUUUUUAGAAAAGAAAGGGAUGGUGAACAAGAAAAAGUUGAAUUAAAAUUAACAGAAAGACAGUUAGAACAGAUGAAACUUGGUGAUCAUGAUUAUUUAUUACGUGAAGGCCGUGUUCAAGAACUUGUUUCAACUAUACUUUUAAAAAUUAAAAAUUAUUCAUUUGAAUAUGUUGUGGCCGUUUUUCAUCAAAUUCGUAUUCGACAACAACUUAAACUUGCACUUUCUAAUCUUGAAAGAUUUGAACUUGUUAAUCUUUUUCAAUUUUUGACAAAUAAUAUUGGAAACAAACAAUUUUUUGAUAUUUUAUAUGAUGUGAUAGUUGUUACAUUAGGUUUUGUUUUUUUUUUUUAA